Molecule: messenger RNA, 1230 nt
Organism: Aphanomyces invadans
Lineage: Eukaryota; Oomycota; Saprolegniomycetes; Saprolegniales; Verrucalvaceae
Exons: 6
Coding region: 129-929 (266 amino acids)
Biological process (GO): microtubule polymerization; positive regulation of protein polymerization; microtubule bundle formation
Cellular component (GO): microtubule
Molecular function (GO): tubulin binding
Source: RefSeq, a predicted model, not a curated record
CAAAAUUGCCAAAGGGUAUUCGCGCCAAGUUCGGCAGGUGCCCCGUCUUCUCUGCCGCCCCAUCACCACCAGCAGCACGACAGCCCGGCUAUCACCUGCCUCUACAGCGCUCUCUUCACGACUGCACGAUGGAAUCGAAGACGGAUGAGAAGGAAGACGUGUUCACUCGACUCUAUGGACAAGUGGCAUCCUCAGCAGCAACUCGUAAGCGUCCAAGUGAUAAAAUCAAGCAUCGACGUACGAUCCGGUCGACGAAAUCUUGCCCACUACUCGACGCGUCUGUGGCAACGAUGUCCGUCGCGACACCAUGUCCUCAAGCAACACUCGACGGCGACCCGAACGACCCUCACACCCUUCUCCGAGGAGUGUUUCAAUUUUACUGUCGAUAUGGCCGCACCGGUGCCCACGGCACGUCAGAAGUCACCAUGGAUAAUGCGAAUUUUGCCAAGUUUUGCCGUGAAUGUCCCGACCUUGUGGGUGGGCAUUUUUCGACAGUCGACAUCGAUCUCAUCUUUGUCAAAGUCAAAGCGAAAGGAGUGCGUCGGAUAGCCUAUCCCAUGUUCCUCGAAGCACUUGGCAUCAUAGCCACGAAAAAAUACCCGGAUAUGGCAUUGACGUCGGCGCUACCGACGCUGAUGGAUGCUCACAUCGCGAAGUUGGGGUGUCUCGACCAUGCGAGAUCUCCUGGGAAGUCCACGUGGCGGCGUCGCGCUGCGGCGACCGAAGAACGGAUCGCUGUCGCCACGACGAUGGAGCCUUCCAACGACAACGGUGUUGUGACCAAAUCUGAGCCUCUGCAGAUGGAUGUGAACCUCAUGGACGACACCAACCAGCUCGAGCCCAUCGAGACGGUCGUUCCCCCACCAGCCCCCUUCGCCGCCAAGCUCGAGGCCUCUGGCACGAACAACGGACCGUCGUCCUUGCGCUAAUGCAUUACACAUAAUGCAUGACACGUCGCUGGCCGUAAUCUGCCGAUGGAAUAUCGGUGUCAGAGCGUCUCGGAGAUGUGGUAAGUUAGGCUAAGUCGGCGAUAUUGUCGUGUCCAGUGUGCCAUUGGCAGUAGUGUUGCUUGCGCCCAGUGAGCUCGUUGAUAAUCUCGGCCGCCGCAAUUUCCCGUCAAUCAGCACAGAGAGUAAUUGGGGAUCCACAGUUCUUGGCACGCAUUGCAAUCCCCACAAUAGUCGUGCACUCGACCGAGCAACGCAUGGACCGGUGGAUACUUACGGCCUG